Messenger RNA from Cutaneotrichosporon oleaginosum, 1958 nucleotides. RefSeq lists its product as uncharacterized. The record is from RefSeq and is a predicted model, not a curated record. Gene Ontology annotation, biological process: sulfur amino acid metabolic process. Lineage: Eukaryota; Fungi; Basidiomycota; Tremellomycetes; Trichosporonales; Trichosporonaceae. Gene Ontology annotation, cellular component: cytoplasm. Gene Ontology annotation, molecular function: ATP binding; adenylylsulfate kinase activity; sulfate adenylyltransferase (ATP) activity.
GCCCUGGCUCCCUUGUAUGCUGAUGAACAUCUGGAAUAUGCCUGGUAAAGUCACGCAACUCGAGCACGCCACUGUGCGCUUUCACUCAACCUCUUCGUGGUUCUCUAGUUCUGACGCGAUCUGCCUCCCUCUUGCUGAUCUCGCCGCCUGCUCCCGGCACGAGUAUUAAAACUGAUGCUUGCUGUUCUGUUCCUCGUCUCCCCCGAUCAGUUCUUAUCAAAAUGGCCAACACUCCCCACGGCGGCGUCCUCAAGGACCUUCUUACUCGCGACGCGCCCAAGCACGACACGCUCGUCGAGGAGGCCCGCGCCCUCCCGGACCUCUACCUCACUGAGCGCCAGCUCUGUGACCUCGAGCUCAUCCUCAAUGGCGGCUUCUCGCCGCUCGAGGGCUUCAUGAACGAGGCCGACUACACUUCCGUCCGCGACACCCUCCGCCUUGCCAAGGUCAAUGGCCAGCGCCGCGGCACCCUCUUCUCCAUGCCCAUCACCCUCGACGUUUCGCAGGAGGACAUUGAGCGCCUUGGCCUCCAGGCCGGUGCGCGUAUCGCCCUCCGCGACUUCCGUGACGAGGCCGCCCUGGCCAUCCUUACCGUCGACGACGUCUACCGCCCCGACAAGAAGGCCGAGGCCGAGCAGGUCAUGGGCGCCGACGACCUCGCCCACCCCGCCGUCAAGUACCUCCACAACUCGACCAAGGAGUUCUACGUCGGUGGCAAGGUUGAGGCCAUCCAGGCCCCCACCCACUACGACUACGUCGCUCUCCGCUACUCGCCAGCUGAACUACGCGCUCACUUCCACAAGCUGGCCUGGAGAAAGGUUACCGCAUUCCAGACCCGUAACCCCAUGCACCGCGCCCACCGCGAGCUCACCGUCCGCGCCGCUCGCCAGCACCGCUCCAACGUCCUCAUCCACCCCGUCGUCGGCCUCACCAAGCCUGGAGACGUUGACCACUUCACCCGUGUCCGCGCCUACCAGGCCCUCAUGCCCUCGUACCCUGAGGGUCUCGCCCACCUCGCCCUCCUGCCCCUUGCCAUGCGCAUGGCAGGUCCCCGUGAGGCGGUCUGGCACGCCAUCAUCCGCAAGAAUUUCGGUGCGACCCACUUCAUUGUUGGCCGUGACCACGCCGGCCCUGGCAAGAACUCGCAGGGUGUCGACUUCUACGGACCGUACGACGCCCAGGAGCUUGUCGCGCAGUUCAAGGACGAGCUCGACAUCGAGAUGGUCCCCUUCCAGGCCAUGACCUACCUCCCCGGCUCUGACGAGUAUCAGCCGGUCGACGAGGUGCCCAAGGGCACUCCUACCGCCGACAUCUCCGGCACCGAGCUCCGCAAGCGCCUCCGCACGGGCGCCGCCAUCCCCGACUGGUUCUCGUACACCGGUGUCGUCAAGGUCCUCCGUGACUCGUACCCCCCUCGCCCGAAGCAGGGCUUCACCGUCCUCCUCACUGGUCUCCACAACUCGGGCAAGGACACGAUCGCCCGUGCUCUCCAGGUCACUCUCCAGCAGCACGGUGGACGCUCCGUCUCGCUUCUUCUCGGCGACGAGCUCCGCGGCGACCUGUCGCCCGACCAGGCGCACGCCCCUGAAGAGAAGCACCGCAACAUCCAGCGCAUUGGCUUUGUCGCGUCCGAGCUCACCAAGGCCGGUGCGGCCGUAAUCGCCGCCCCAACGGCGCCUUACGAGCGUUCGCGCAAGGCCUUCCGUGACGCCGUCGCAGGGCCCGGCGGCAACUUCUUCCUCGUCCACGUCGCCACCCCGCUCGCGCAGUGCGAGGCGGCCGACCGCCGCGGCGUGUACAAGAGAGCGCGCAACGGCGAGCUCAAGCACUUCUCGGGCAUCUCGGACCCCUACGAGGAGCCUACGGAUGCCGACCUCGUCGUCGACCUCCGCAAGGACUCGGUCCCCGAGAUCGUCCACUCCAUCAUAAUGACCCUUGAGCAGCAGAACCUCGUCUAA